Molecule: messenger RNA, 1308 nt
Organism: Fusarium venenatum
Lineage: Eukaryota; Fungi; Ascomycota; Sordariomycetes; Hypocreales; Nectriaceae
Product: FAD dependent oxidoreductase
Molecular function (GO): L-pipecolate oxidase activity; flavin adenine dinucleotide binding; sarcosine oxidase activity
Source: RefSeq, a predicted model, not a curated record
AUGGCAUCUCAGUCAUAUCUCAUCGUAGGAGCAGGCGUCUUUGGCGUCUCCACGGCCUACCAGCUCAUUCAAAAGCACCCCAAUGCCUCGGUCACAAUCGUGGACAGGGACCCUUAUGACGGAGACAACCGCGUAGCUGCGUCUUGGGAUUGGAACAAGGUCGUUCGUGCUGACUACGAUGAUCUCCUCUACUGCCGUCUCGCCCUAGAGGCUCAGGAUAUCUUUGAGUCUGAUCCCCUCUGGAUGCCUCACUUCCACAAGGCUGGUGUUUUCUGGGUGUGUCGCAGCGACUACGCCCAGGACGUCAUCAACAACUACAAGAAGCUGGGCCGCGAAUCAGACAUUCAGAUCUACACCAUUGAGGAGGCCAAGAAGCUGUACGGCGGCCUGUACGAAGAGGCUGACUACACGGGCGCCAAGGAAGUCCUCGUCAACCGAAACAGUGGCUGGGGUGCUGCAGGCGACUCCCUGCGUGCUGUGACCCGCGAGGCUAUGAAGCUCGGCGUCAAGUACACCGUUGCCGAUGUCGCUACGCUGCAAAUUGAGAACGGCCGCGCCACAGGUAUCCAGACAUCCAAGGGCGAGAUCAUCUCGGCCGAUACCGUGAUCCUCUCCACCGGAGCCUACACAGCCAAGCUUCUGGAAUACAGCGCCGCGCGCCACAAUAUGCCUGAUCUGCGAUCUGGCGAUCGCAUCACAGCUGCUGGUAUCACAACCGGUAUGGUCACUCUCGACGACGAAUCAUUCGCCAGGAUGAAGGACAUGCCUGUUGGCUUCCAAGGUUACACGUACAAGCACAAGUCUCCAUUUAUUGGCAGCUUGCCACCCACAAAGGAUCGUGAGAUCAAGUGGUGGGGUAAGAACAUCUUCAGCAACACCCGUCAAGUGCUACCAGGACGCUACGUCUCUGCGCCGCCUGAUGAGAAGGACUACGCACAGUGGAAGGUGCCCAACAGUCUCAAAGAAGACAUUGACACGCAAAACCGUCUGUUCUUUGGCAGCAAGGGUGCCCACUGGAAGUACGAGCACCACCGUAUCUGCUGGGACGCCUUCACUUCCAGUGGAGACUUCAUCAUCUCUCCGCACGCAGGUGCCAAGGGUCUCUACGUAGCCACAUGCGGCUCGUUCCAUGGGUACAAGUUCUUCCCUGUGCUGGGCAAGUACGUGGUGCAGAUGCUGGAAGACAAGCUGGAGCCCGAGCUCAAGGAGAAGUGGGCUUGGGACAGGGAGCGUCCCGACGGCGCCUACAACUGCGAGUUCCCCAAUUCGGAGUUGAAGGAUCUCUUGGAUCCCGCCGCCAGGCUGUAA